Molecule: messenger RNA, 2113 nt
Organism: Glycine soja
Lineage: Eukaryota; Viridiplantae; Streptophyta; Magnoliopsida; Fabales; Fabaceae
Exons: 5
Coding region: 1501-2058 (185 amino acids)
Source: RefSeq, a predicted model, not a curated record
UCCAUAUAUAACCUUAGGUCUUUAACUCUUUAAUAUACAACUUGAUUAGGGGUGUUGUUAGGUGCACCUAGAACUAUUGUUGGUGCACCCAACAUUUUACAUGAAUGGGCAAAAAUGUUUCUGGCUUAAAUUUAAAAACAAAUAACGCGCACCCAUUGUUACGCUUCUUCUUCUUUGCUGUUGGUUUCCUUCGUCGCUCUCCUCCACACUUCUUCUUCUCCUCCUUUCAAUGCCAUUGACGACCUACAUUUUGGUGCUGCUCCACCGUUGAGAUCAUGGUUAGAACCAGAGGUUUAGGUCGUGUCCUAGAUAGGGUUAUAGGCAAAGUCCUGGGAGAGAGGAUCAUCAUGAUUCAGAUGAUGUUCCCCAGCGGUGAAGGCCUAUAGCAUCCGCACGUAGGCAACGGGAAGCUACCCCUGUUGCUGAGGAUGCUCCUGAUAUGACUGAGGACGUACCUACACCUGGUGCAGAAGCUGCUGAUGGUGGUGAGGGAUUUGCUGUUGAUGAUGCUCAGGGAUUCCCAGGUGGGUCACGUGACCCAUCAGUGCUGACUGAGUAUGGUGACCAUGUUGCACUUAGCAUAUGGAAUGGAGAGGAACUCCCUGAAUUGAAGUUAUCCUCCCAUGGAAGGAAAAUUGAGAAAUUUGGGAGGCUCGCUCCAGAAAUUGAAAGGCUAGUCGCUGCCACAGGAUUAACUCCUUCGAUCACAUGUUCAGUAGACACUGACGAUCGAGGAGUUAUAUCCGCUUUUGUCGAGAGGUGGCACAAGGAAACUAGCAGUUUCCAUCUCCCUGUAGGAGAGCUUAAUUACCAUCACACUGGAUGAUGUGGCGUCACUACUUCAUCUUCCAAUCAUAGGCGCCUUCGAUAGCUUCGAGCCUCUGCAUGUGGACGAAGCGGUGUUGAUGUUGGUGAAGUUGCUAGAAGUCUCGGGUGAGGAAGCUAGAGCUGAGGCUGCACAAUGUCAUGGGGCAUACGUACGCCUAUCGUGGCUACGAGAUAUUUAUCAUAGGAGAUGUGAGGCCCGACAUUGGACUGUUGCAGCUCGUGUGUAUCUCCUACACUUUUUAGGUUGCACUCUUUUUGCUAACAAGAGUGCAACACAUGUUCAUGUAGUAUUUUUAGACACUUUCCGAGACUUGACUCAGAGUGGAAGCUAUGCAUGGGGAGCUGCGCCCUAGUGCAUAUGUAUGAUCAUUUAAAUGAUGCUUGUAAGAGCGGCGGUUGACAGCUUACUGGUUACAUCACUUUAUUACAGUGUUGGAUAUAUGAGCAGUUUCCCACUAUUCAUGAAAGCGUGACUGAUCCAAAGUAUGAUGAGAUGUCACCACGUGCCUGUCGGUGGCUUACUACGAAGGCUUAUUCGAAGGGAUUCCCAGCAUUGACGUACCAGACACGUAUAAAUGCACUGACAAUCCUUGAUGUAUGUUGGAUGCCUUAUGGUGAGCAUCGAGGAGUUAGGGUGUUUGGCCUCAUUUCAUGCUUUUAGGGUGAGCUUAGAUGGGGUCUCGUUGUGGUCACACAUCGACCAGAGAGAGUGGUGCGACAAUUUGGAUAGUUCAGACCAUUCCUUCACUGCCUAUGGGUGCCAGCUUGUCAUUUGAAGAUAUUGACAACAAGUGGAUGCAUUACUUGGACCAUCUAGCAGCAGGGGGACAAAUUUGUCUUGUGCCUGGCCAGUGUGCACCAUAUUACAUGGACUGGUUCUUCAGGAUCUCUCAUCUGUUCAUCACACCCAUACAGGCAGCUGAUCCACCCAAACAUCCACUUGUCCCACAGCAUGACACAUACGUGGAGUCAGAUAUCCCUGAGGUCCCAAUGGCACCAGAAGCUGGACCUUCACAUGCACCUUCUGAUGCAGAGCAACCUAGACAUGCAGUGGAUGCGUGCCAAGCGAUCGCAAAAAGGUUGGAGCGUUUGCUCAACCUAAGGAUAGUCACUACAGGCACAGAGAUACAUGAGGUCAUGGAAGACUACAUCAGGAUCGCUAGGGGUAUCACAGUAGAUGGAAAUGCUUAUGUUAGGGCGCGACGAAGACGACGCACGGAUCAAUCAUAAAUGAUGUUUAUAAUUAUGUUGUAUUUGACAACAUUUUUGUUUUCCCUAACAUUUU